Molecule: messenger RNA, 1786 nt
Organism: Sorex araneus (European shrew)
Lineage: Eukaryota; Metazoa; Chordata; Mammalia; Eulipotyphla; Soricidae
Gene: UBXN11
Product: UBX domain protein 11
Exons: 12
Coding region: 129-1781 (550 amino acids)
Biological process (GO): proteasome-mediated ubiquitin-dependent protein catabolic process
Molecular function (GO): ubiquitin binding
Source: RefSeq, a predicted model, not a curated record
CUUGGGAAAAGGAACCAGGUAAGAGGAUGUCUCAGGCCACUCCCUGGCCCUGAAGCUAUGACCACUAUGAACCCAGAGCUGACUUCUUCCUUCGUAGGGAGUCCUUGACAGGAACUGGAAGCGGAACUAUGAGCUCACCUUUGGCCUCCCUUGGUAAGACCCGGAAAGCUCCCCUGCAGCCAGAGACAUGGAGACGAAGCUUUAAAAUCUAUGGUGCUGUCCCUAUGGAUCAGAACUCGGAGGCAAUGGGCAACAUGGUGAAGAACUUACGUGACCUGGAAUGGAAGGUGAAAAUCCAGACCGAUGAGCUGCUGGACAAGGACAAGAAGAUAAAGGCCCUGGAAGAAUUAGUGGAGACCCUGCAGGGGAGCCCGGGUAAGAGGCGCUCUCCACGGGGCUCGGCUUCUCUGGGUGCCCUGAGCAUGGAGAAGCCGAGCAUGGAGCUGAGGCCUGGGUGGAGGUCUGGGCAGUGGAGCCCAGAGAGGGGCAGUGACACCCAGGCCUGUGCCUCCUGGGGUCCCGCCCUUGCACGAGGAGGGAACAGAGCAUCCCUGAAGCCUCUUCUCGGGGUGAGGGGCGACAGCACCUCUGUGGGGACAGAGGCCCAGAGGCAGUUCCUUAGGGACAGCCGCUGGGAUGGCCCACGGCAGCGGUGGCCUGGCUGCUUCCACGCUGGGCCGCGGAACCCUCCCGUCUUUCCCGAUGGUGCAGCCGCCUACAAGCAGCAGGAGCUGGAGACCACAUGCAGGAAACUGCAGAAACAGGUGGCGGAGAUGGAGCGAUUUCUUGCUGAUUAUGGCCUGCUGUGGGUGGGUGAGCCCCCGGACCACAAGGACUCAGAGGAUAGCGAGGGGGACUGGAUGACGACCAUGAAGUUCUGGAAGCCAGGGAACACACUGGCGCCCCCUGAGGUGGACUUUGACAGGCUGCUAGUCUGUCUGAAGGAUCUCAGUGAGCUGGUGGCUGAAGGUGAAACGCAGGUCGUUCCAGUGACUGGUGGGGCCCGGUUCAGGACCCUUGAGCCCAUCCCCUUGAAGCUCUACCGGAAUGGCCUCAUCAUGUUUGAUGGGCCCUUUCGGCCCUUCCAUGAACCAGCCACACAGCGCUGCCUCCGAGACAUACUGGAUGGCUUCUUCCCUUCAGAGCUCCGGCGCCUGUACCCCAAAGGGGUCCCUUUUAAGGUGAGUGACCUGCGCCAUCAGAUUUACCCAGAGAAUGGGCUGGACUCGUUCCCAGGUGAGGGGCGCGUGGUGGGCCAGAUUCACAAGAUCGUGGACAGGACAGAGAAUGCAGACCCCAGGCUGACCCCUGAGAAGUUUCUGAAGAGUCUCCCUAAAGUCAUGAUCCGGCAAGGCAAAGUGGUUGAUAUCAGAGGCCCCAUCCGGGACACUCUGCAGAACUACUGCUCCUUGUCUGCCCCGGUCCCAGAGAUCUUGGUGGAGACGCCUGCCUUGGCCGCUGAGCGAGAGAGGAGCCAGGAGUUGCCAGAGUCACCCCCACCCCAGCUCUCCUUGCUGCGUAUCAAGUCCGAGGAUGGUGAAAAGGUCUUCCGGCUAAUGAUGCAACCACAGGACACUAUUGGGGAUGUGUAUGCCCUGCUGGCAAAGGCCAGGAACCAGGAUGCUGGGACCUUCGAGAUCUUCAGCACGUUCCCGCCUGUGGUUUACAACGACCACUCGGUUACACUGCAGGAUGCAGGCCUAGUGCACAACGCCAUGCUGCUGCUCCGGCCUCCCCGGGGCCCACUCACUACCAACCCCCGACCCCUGCCCGGGCCCUGAAUAAA